CCUGCAGUAGGGAAAGCCGCUUAAGUCCGGCAGGCUCGGCUCCCAGCUGCGCAGGGCGCGGAUCUGAGGGUCCAGCAGCCCGCGGAGCGCGCGGCUUCGGUGGGGCUGGUGUUCCCACCCGAGACUCUGUGGUGGAGCCGAGCCCGGCAAAUGGGCGCAUGAAAAAGAAGAGCGUGGAAAUGGACUGCUAUUUGCGCCGCCUCAAACAGGAGCUGAUAUCCAUGAAGGAAGUGGGCGACGGCCUGCAGGACCAGAUGAACUGCAUGAUGGGGGCGCUGCAGGAGCUGAAGCUCCUGCAGGUGCAGACGGCCCUGGAGCAGCUGCAGAUCUCCGGGGCGGGCCCCGCCCCAGGCUGCUCCGGAAGCCCCAGGACACAGCCGGAGCCCCCUCCGUGGGAGGGCGGCAGAGGUGCCGCCAGGCCCGCUGUCCCCUCUCCCUCCAGCCAACCUCCUCGUGGUGGCGGCAGCAGGUGUCCACCCCCCAGGAGCGUGUGGGGGAGGGAGCUGGCCGCGGGGCCCAGGACACAGCCGCCAGAGCCCCAGGGCCGUGCGCCGCCGCGGCGGCCGGAGCUGGCGGAGCCCGACGACGACUGGACCUCCACGCUGAUGUCCCGGGGCCGGAACCGACAGCCUCUGGUGUUGGGUGACAACGUUUUCGCAGACCUGGUGGGCAACUGGCUGGACUUGCCGGAACUGGAGAAGGGUGGGGACAAGGGUGAGCCCGGGGAGGCAGGAGAGCCCCGAGGAGAGAGGGGCCCGCCCCGGGAGCUGGGCCGCAGGCUCGCGCUGACGGCCAACAUCUUCAAGAAGCUCCUGCGCAGCGUGCGGCCCGACCGGGACCGGCUGCUGAAGGAGAAGCCGGGCUGGGUGACGCCCACGGCCUCGGAGCCCAGAGCCGGGCGCGCGCAGAAGGUCAAGAAGCGGAGCCACUCCAAGGGCUCCGGCCGUCUCCCCUUUCCCGGCUCGGGGGAGCCCCGGCGAGGAGAAAGCCCCUCCACCGGCUGCCCCAAGGCCCUGGAGGCCGCGCCCUCGGGCUUCGAUAUUAACACCGCCGUCUGGGUCUGAAUCCCAGGGACUCAGAAAGCUGACUGCGCCCAAGGGGCCAGGGCCCAGUGCCUCCAGGGCAGGGGGGUCCGGCAGCGGCUGGAGAGGCUUCCAAAAGCCCGGCUUCAGGUUCCUUUUCUGCAGAAAGGAGGGAGAGGAGGCAGGCGUGCUCGGAGCAGGACGGGCAGCCUGUGUUUGGAGAGGUUGUGCCCGGCUGCUGAUGGGGGAGUGGCCACACGUGGGAGUGUGUGUCGCUCACUCUGGGGCUGGAGGUGGCAGCAGAGGUGCAGGGGGAGGAGCA
This is a messenger RNA of Phyllostomus discolor (pale spear-nosed bat), 1344 nucleotides long. RefSeq names its product inka box actin regulator 2 (gene INKA2). The record is from RefSeq and is a predicted model, not a curated record. Gene Ontology annotation, molecular function: protein serine/threonine kinase inhibitor activity; protein kinase binding. Bases 159 to 1064 code for a protein of 301 amino acids. Gene Ontology annotation, cellular component: nucleus. NCBI's taxonomy places the organism in Eukaryota, Metazoa, Chordata, Mammalia, Chiroptera, Phyllostomidae. The transcript has 2 exons.